AUGCAAACGCAAUCGCCUCCGUCACCGUCAACCACCCUCUACUCCCGCCACCGGCCUUCCCCCUGCCGCCACCGCCGCGCGGCCAGGCCGACCGCCCCCGGCCUCUGCGCCGCGUGCCUCCGGGAGCGCCUCGCCGUCUUCGACGCCGCCAACUGCCGCGGCGCCUCCAGUCACUCGGUCCCUCGCUCCGUGGCCGACCAUCUCCACCGCAGCAAAUCCCACCGCGAGUUCAAUUGCGGCGCCGGCGCGGCUCGCAGGUCGGCCGAACCGCGGCGUAGAUCGUGCGAAGUCGUCGCCGGGACCAGCCUGAUCGGCCUCUUCAAUCUGGAGGAUGGACCGAGUGGUCGGGGUGGGAGUUCUGCGGUCGGGGAGGGGAAUGGGGAAGGAGAGAUUCGGAUCUGCGACAGCGAUGUUGAGCAGAACGAGGAGGUCGGUGACGGAGGAGUCUGUGAUGAUUUCGAAGAAGGAGCUGAGUUGAGGACGGUGAGGGAGUUCAUAGAUCUCGAGUGGGAGACUAAGAAGCGCAGGGACAAGGAUUCGAGAGGCUUUUGGGGGGUGGCUGCGGUUUUGACGGACAAAUUGAGGAAAUGGAGAGGGAAGGAGAAGGUCGCGAAUCUAGGUCCAGUCGGACUUGUCAAUGGCGGCAAUGUGGCAAUUGGAGACGAAGAUGUACAUAAGGAGAAGGUCAAUCGGGAGGAAUUAGGAGAUAUGAGAACCGACGUUGGAGAAUGUGGAAUGGGGAGGAGAUCUUGUGACUCGGAAUGGGUUAAUGGUGGUAGGAUUUCUCAUGAUGUGCCUAGGGCUUCUCUGGAUGGCCACAUGAUUGGCAGGAGUUCCAUGUAUCGGCAUCUGAAUCCAGCGGUUUCUGCGGUCAAUGAUGUGAAGUUGGUUGAUGAUCAAUCUGAGGAUGGGGUGUCCGAGGAGAAGUUGAGCUGUGUCGAUGAGAAUGGCAAGAGUCCAGGUGGGCAUCUCCACACUAGGCAUUACUACAAGGAGCCAGCGGCAUUGCAAAGGCAAAGGAGGAGCUUCGAAAGAUCGAAUUCUCACAAGAGGGACAAACUUGAAUUUGAGGUUGAUGAUGCGAAGCCAUUGCCGAGGUUGAAACUGUCGCCCGCUGCAACGGAAUUGUUUAAUGGCACAAAAUUGCUGAUCACCGAGCAAGAGUUAAUGGAUUGGAGGCUUAAGUCAGUCAAACAAGAUGAUAUGGUAACGCUUGAAUCCGCUUUUCAGAAUGCUGCUCCUUUUGUUGGCAGGCAGGACCAAAAACGGUGCAAGAAAUUGCAGUUGCUGGGUUGGCGGAAGGCCUGGAACACGUGGAGUUUGAUGCACUCUAGAGGUGAGAGAACGGAUGUCAAUAGAGGGAUUAGUUGCAUUGCUGGAGAGGUGGACAACCAGUUGGUGGUUACUGAGUCUCGGCAAGAGCAGAACAAUGUUGCCAAGGAAGAUGAACCGAUUGGUAAUAUUACCCGGAGGCUUAAGCUGAGUAAUAGUGUUACUGCUAGGAGCAAGAGUGCACAAUCAUAUGGGCAUAACAUUGACAAGGGCCUGCGACCCAUCUAUCUUUCUCCAUUAAGGACUUCUAGAAGUAAAUCAGAAAGGAUGUAG
Molecule: messenger RNA, 1605 nt
Organism: Eucalyptus grandis
Lineage: Eukaryota; Viridiplantae; Streptophyta; Magnoliopsida; Myrtales; Myrtaceae
Product: protein OCTOPUS-like
Exons: 1
Coding region: 1-1605 (534 amino acids)
Source: RefSeq, a predicted model, not a curated record